Messenger RNA from Pedinophyceae sp. YPF-701, 1191 nucleotides. Lineage: Eukaryota; Viridiplantae; Chlorophyta; Pedinophyceae. The record is from the annotation of a GenBank genome assembly.
AUGUCCGGAUUCAGCGCCACGAUGAGGGGCACCCAGCUGCGCUCGCAGGCCCAGGGCGCGCAGCAGCGGCCGCGCUCGAUGGUGCGCGUGAUGGCCACCUCGCGCUUCCAGAAGGAGAACCCCUACACGGAGGAGCUCCGCGCGACCGCCAAGUACAUCGCUCAGCGCGGCAAGGGCAUCCUCGCGUCGGACGAGUCCAACGCGACGACGGGCAAGCGCCUCGCGACGAUCGGCGUCGACAACACCGAGGAGAACCGCCGCGACUGGCGCGAGGUGCUGUACACCGCGCCCGGCCUGGGCCAGUACAUCUCCGGCGCGAUCAUGUUCGAGGAGACGCUGUACCAGAAGGCCGCGGACGGCACGCAGUUCGUGGACAUCCUCAAGGACCAGGGCAUCGUCCCGGGCAUCAAGGUCGACACCGGCCUGGAGCCGAUCCCUGGCACGGACGGCGAGACCUCGACGCAGGGCCUCGACGGCCUCGGCGCGCGCUGCAAGGCCUACUACGACCAGGGCGCGCGGUUCGCCAAGUGGCGCGCCGUCAUCAAGGUGGACGACGGUCCGUGCCCGACGACGACGGGCAUCCUCGAGAACGCGCACGGCCUCGCGCGCUACGCCCAGAUCGCGCAGGCGAACGGCCUGGUGCCGAUCGUUGAGCCGGAGGUGACGCUCGGACCGGGCGACUACUCGAUCGAGCGCACGGCCUACAUCUCCGAGCGCGUGUACAGCCACGUGAUGCGCCUCCUCAACGAGUACGACGUCAUGCUGGACUGCAUCCUGCUCAAGCCCAACAUGUGUUUGCCGGGCCUGGACGCGCCCGUCGCGGCGCCGGAGGAGGUCGCGAAGUACACCGUGCGCACGAUGAUGCGCACGAUCCCGGCCGCCGUGCCCGGGAUCCACUUCCUGUCCGGGGGGAUGUCGGAGGAGGAGUCGACGCUCAACCUGCAGGCGCUGCAGGAGGAGUGCCCGAACUCCCCCUGGGCGCUGACGUUCUCGUACGGCCGCGCGCUGCAGAGCACGACGCUGAAGACGUGGGGCGGCGACAAGGCGAACGUCGCGGCCGCGCACGACAUCCUCGUCAAGCUGGCAAAGGCCAACAGCGAGGCGCAGCUGGGGCAGUUCAAGGGCCCGCACCCGGUGCCCGGCGGCGGGCGCAUCCUGCAGCAGCUGCGCCUGGGCGGGGCCGGGAAGUAG